AAGAGAAUGACUUCAAAAAAUGACUCUUCAGUGACUGAGUUCAUUCUGGCAGGCUUAACAGAUCAACCGGAGCUCCAGCUCCCCCUGUUCCUCCUCUUUCUAGGCGCCUAUGUGAUCACUAUAGUUGGAAACCUGGGACUGAUCAUUUUAAUCACAAUGAAUUCUCACCUUCAUACUCCUAUGUACUAUUUCCUCUUCAACUUAUCUUUCAUAGAUCUCUGCUACUCCUCUGUAGUUACUCCCAAAAUGUUGAUGAAUUUUGUCCUAAAGAAAAAUAUCAUCUCCUUCUCAGGAUGUAUGGCUCAGCUCUACUUUUACUGUUUUUUUGUUAUUUCUGAAUGCUACAUGUUGACAAUAAUGGCUUAUGAUCGUUAUGUUGCCAUCUGUAAUCCAUUGCUGUCCCAUCAGGUCUGUUCAUAUCUAUUGGGUGGGGCUUAUGUAAUGGGGUUUAUUGGUGCAAUGGCCCACACUGUAGGCAUGCUAAGAUUGUCCUUUUGUGAUGCCAACAUCAUAAACCAUUACAUGUGUGAAAUGCCUCCUCUCUUUAAGCUCUCCUGCACCAGUACCUAUGUCAAUGAGCUGGUGGUUUUCAUUGUGGUGGGCACUAACAUCAUAGUACCAAGUGUCACCAUCUUCACUUCUUAUGUUCUCAUCCUUUCUAAUAUCCUGAGCAUUAGGUCCACUGAAGGCAGGUCCAAAGCCUACAGCACCUGCAGCUCCCACAUAAUUGCUGUGACUCUUUUCUUUGGGUCAGCUUCAUUCAUGUUUCUCAAGCCAGCUUCGUCAGAAUCUAUGGAUCAGGGCAAAGUAUCUUCAGUCUUUUAUACAAAUGUAGGGCCCAUGCUAAAUCCCCUUAUUUAUAGUUUGAGGAAUAAAGAUGUUCAAAUUGCUUUGAGGAAAACCUUGAGGAAAAGAAUUUUUUCCAGAGCAAAAGCAGGAUUUUCAUAA
Gracilinanus agilis (Agile Gracile Mouse Opossum) is the source of this 948-nucleotide messenger RNA. Its product is annotated as olfactory receptor 8B3-like. Gene Ontology annotation, cellular component: membrane. Bases 7 to 948 code for a protein of 313 amino acids. Gene Ontology annotation, biological process: sensory perception of smell; G protein-coupled receptor signaling pathway. The record is from RefSeq and is a predicted model, not a curated record. The transcript has a single exon. Gene Ontology annotation, molecular function: G protein-coupled receptor activity; odorant binding; olfactory receptor activity. Lineage: Eukaryota; Metazoa; Chordata; Mammalia; Didelphimorphia; Didelphidae.